AUGUAUGGUAUGUUCCAUAGUCAUAAUACCUUAGCCUCUUUAGUGGCUGUGGUUGAAGAUUUAGAUUUUGUUGAAAAGAAUCAACAUUUAACUUAUAAUGAUAAAGUAUUAUAUUAUUUACAUUUACCUCAUCAUACUAAAUUACAUAUAUCAGCAGGUCAAUUAGGAUUUAGAAAAUCUCAAAGAUCAGAAUAUGAAGCAGGAUUCCAAGUUGCUACUAAAUUAUUUAAAACCAUUGAAGAACAAAAUCUUAUUGGACCAAAUGAUAAAAUUGAAUUAAUUCUUAAAGAUUUCGGAAAAGGUAGAGAUGCAUUCCAAGCUGCUUUAUUAGGAAAGGAAGGUCAAAACAUUAGACCUAAUAUUGUUAGAAUCAGUGAUAAUACCAAACUUCAAUUUGGGGGUAGUCGUCCAAAGAAACUUCGUCGUUUAUAG
Messenger RNA from Scheffersomyces coipomensis, 432 nucleotides. RefSeq names its product mitochondrial 37S ribosomal protein YmS18. Gene Ontology annotation, cellular component: ribosome. Gene Ontology annotation, molecular function: structural constituent of ribosome. Gene Ontology annotation, biological process: translation. Bases 1 to 432 code for a protein of 143 amino acids. The record is from RefSeq and is a predicted model, not a curated record. The transcript has a single exon. NCBI's taxonomy places the organism in Eukaryota, Fungi, Ascomycota, Pichiomycetes, Serinales, Debaryomycetaceae.